CCUGCACUCAGCAUGUGCUCAGAGUUAACACUCCCAGGUUAAGCCUGAGCCAAGACUGGAGGGAGGGAACCAGGAAGGGAGGAGUGCUUACCCAGCAACCCAUGGCAACGCCACAACACAGGCAAGGGGCUCUUUCACUCCCACAUGCCAGUCAGGCCAGCCAGGCAAGGGCUGUGAGAGCUCAGAGGCCAAAGUCCGCAGGUGACUCAGGGUGCCUGCGGGAGUUUCGGGAGUUUCGGGAGAAGAGGGCAGCCAUCUCAGAACUGAUUUUGGAGGUAGGGCCAGAGGCCAAAAGCAGAGGGUGGAAGGAACUUCCCGAGUUGGCUUCCCCCAGCCUCAGCCAGUUAUGGGGAGAUUUUUGUGCCAGCAUUCUAGAAGCAGGUAGGGGUAAAAAAUUUCGGGAUUCAAUACCCACAGGGCUGGAAGGGCCUGUGGGGUUGGAGUUGGGUCCAUCUGUCUUAGGGGUUUAGGGGUUUGAGGCAACGUUGUGUAGGCUGAGGCAAAGGGCAGAUACAUCUCUCCCUUCUCCUGCUGGCAGUCGGGUGGAAGGGAGAAAAGGAGCCCAUUUAGCUAGCCUCCAAAGUGCUCAGGUGAAAGUAGAGCUCAGGGGGCAGGGACUAGCCCAAGACGAAAGCCUGGGCAUUUCUUCUCUUAUGUCUGGUAUAGCCCUUAACCCUCUUAGCACCUAGGAAUCCACACUGCCUGGGACUAUUUGAUUCAUCUGUCUCAGAAACACAGCCAGCAGGUCCAUGGCUGGCAGGCCUCUGCCCACCGGAUGCCAGGAAGAGGAGGCUGCCAAAGACCCGGGGCUGAAACUAUCACCAUUGCGGCUUCCAGGACGGCUGUCCAGCAUUGAUGAGGCCAGACCAGCAGGUCCGGGCCCAGCUUCCCGCCGUGGCUCAGUACUGGGCUUGGCCUCAUCCUUUUCCCGCCGCAACUCACUGGCCGGAUCAGGUGUGAGUCCUGGGGGUCGGCGAGCAUCCCUGGGCCCAGUGCCCCCUUUAGGCUCGCGGGCCAGCUUCUUGGGGUUGCCCUUGGUGCCCAGCCGGAGGAUGGCGCCCUCGUAUCGCACAGAGCCGGCACCAGGGGAGCGCUGGGAGGCCUCACAAGCGCAGCGUGCCCUGGAGGAGGCACUGGCCUCAGGGCUGCAGGACACUUGCUACUCUGGCAUGGAGGCGGGGCCCCUGGCACGAGAGCUGUGCAAGCUAGUGCAUGUGCGCCUGCGUGGACUCAGCCCGCCGCGCUACAAGCUGGUGUGCAGCGUUGUGCUGGGGCCACGCACUGGCCAGGGUGUGCAUGUGGUCAGCCGUGCGCUUUGGGACGAGGCGCGCGAUGGCCUGGCCUCUGCCACCUUCACCAACGCCUCACUUUUCGCAGUGGCCAUGGUCCACGGGCUCUACUGUGAGUGAAGAAGCCUCCAAGUUCUGCAAAAUGGUUUAUUAUUC
Messenger RNA from Pteropus alecto (black flying fox), 1445 nucleotides. RefSeq names its product Tctex1 domain containing 4 (gene DYNLT4). Gene Ontology annotation, biological process: microtubule-based movement. Gene Ontology annotation, molecular function: dynein intermediate chain binding. Bases 750 to 1409 code for a protein of 219 amino acids. The transcript has 2 exons. Gene Ontology annotation, cellular component: cytoplasm; cytoplasmic dynein complex. The record is from RefSeq and is a predicted model, not a curated record. NCBI's taxonomy places the organism in Eukaryota, Metazoa, Chordata, Mammalia, Chiroptera, Pteropodidae.